Molecule: messenger RNA, 1594 nt
Organism: Erigeron canadensis
Lineage: Eukaryota; Viridiplantae; Streptophyta; Magnoliopsida; Asterales; Asteraceae
Product: phosphatidylserine decarboxylase proenzyme 1, mitochondrial
Exons: 11
Coding region: 102-1430 (442 amino acids)
Biological process (GO): phosphatidylethanolamine biosynthetic process
Cellular component (GO): mitochondrion
Molecular function (GO): phosphatidylserine decarboxylase activity
Source: RefSeq, a predicted model, not a curated record
CGAGCCAUUCCUGUUUCUUUCUGGACACUCCCCAGUCCCCCCCUUUUUUUUCUCUUUUAAUUACACAAAUUAUUAAUCAUCGAAAAAAUUAAUUAAAAAGAAUGAAGUUUAGGUUUUUACACAGAGUACCAGUUUUUGGGUUUAGAACAAAAUUCAAUUAUACCCACCGCCCCUUUAAUUUAAUGUCUAUUCGUAAGCUGAAUACUGCCGCCAAUGGCACCACCACUAAUAGCGGCGGCGGCGGCGGCGGCGCUAAAGGUCAUCGUUUUUUGGUGCCUGGUGCAACUUUAGCAACAAUUUUUAUGCUUGGAACUCUUCAUGCUAGACGUAUGUAUAGUGACAAGAAAAUUGAAGAGGCUAGAGCAAGUGGAAUUGAAUUUGAGUUCCAGCCAGAUGUCAAAGCUAAGUUUCUGAACAUGUUACCUCUACGCUCCAUAUCAAGGUUUUGGGGAUAUGUGUCCAGCAUGGAACUUCCUGUUUGGCUGCGUCCACAUGCUCAUAGAGCUUGGGCUCGUGCAUUUCAUUCGAAUUUGGAAGAGGUGGCCUUGCCUUUGGAUCAGUAUGCAUCACUAAAAGAUUUCUUUGGUCGCACCCUGAAAGAAGGUUGCAGACCAAUCGAUUCUGACCUGCAUAGUCUGGUCAGUCCUGUUGACGGUACCGUCGUAAGGGUUGGAGAGCUUAAGGAAGGAGGUAUGAUUGAGCAAGUUAAAGGGUUCUCCUAUUCUGUAUCAUCCCUUUUAGGCGUUGGCUCGUUCCUCCCUCUUAUGACUGCCCAAGAUACACCACAUGAAGAUAUCAAGUUACAAAAAAACAAUGCCAGGAAUGAAAACUCCAAAUCAUGGUGGAGAAUUUCAUUGGCUUCACCAAAACUUAGGGAGCCUUCUUUAUCACGGCCAGUGAAAGGUCUAUAUUACUGUGUUAUAUACCUGGGGCUUGGAGACUACCAUAGAAUCCACUCCCCUGUUGACUGGAAUGUACUUCUUCGACGCCAUUUUUCUGGUCGACUCUACCCUGUAAAUGAGCGUGCUACCAGGACAAUAAAAAAUCUCUAUGUUGAGAAUGAAAGGGUUGUGCUUGAAGGUAGAUGGCAAGAAGGUUAUAUCGCAAUGGCUGCAGUAGGUGCAACAAAUAUUGGCUCUAUUGAGCUUUCCAUUGAACCUGCUUUAAGAACAAACCGUCCCAGAAAGAAAUUGCUCCAAUCAGAACCCCCUGAGGAGCAGGUCUAUCAACCUGAAGGCACAGGAGUGUCACUCAAGAAAGGGGACGAGGUAGGUGCCUUUAACAUGGGAUCAACAGUGGUGCUUGUUUUCCAAGCUCCGGCAUUGAAUAGACAGGAAGAUCAAGCGUCAUCAUCAGAAUUCAGGUUCUGUGUUGAAAAGGGUGAUAAAAUUCGAAUGGGGGAAGCUCUAGGGCGGUGGCAUGAUAUGUAAUGGUACACACGAUCUGUUAAUUUUUGAGACCGUAAAGUUAUUGAUUGCUAGAACACAAUUGGAGUAAUUUACCGGAAAUUAGCCUAGAGUGGUUUAAUACGUUACAGGCGCUACCAUUUUGACAUGUUCAAUCAAAAGAUUUUGUUACUAACUUUAACAGGGUA